AUGUCCAACACGAUUGAGGACGAUACCGGGAUACAAGGGCAAAAUGUGCUGGAACGGAUUAGCUCACUGCUCAACGGUGGUUCGUCCGGUUCGUCUACAGGGGCGACCGGUACAACACCUGCCGCACCCAAUACGCUGGUGCUGGAGGACAUCUCGCAAACACGAACCGUCCAUGAGGAGGAAAUACUGCUCAUCAAUGGUAUACCGGUACGCCUUCCAGCGGAAAACUCCGACCACAGCACGGCGAGUGACGGCACGGAUGAUGACGCCGUCUCGAUACGUGAUGCACUGCGGGCCGGAGAGAUUCCAUCCAUCUUAGUAUUAAACCGCAUUAUCGAGAAGCUGCAUCGGAGCAAUACGGGCCCGGGUAUGGUGGUUGCUGUCGAAACCUCGCUAACCGUGUCGAACUGUCGCAAAACGACGGAAAAGUGCGUCGUACAACCGAUCCCAACCGGGCGCACCGGUGAUCCGGUGGUUAACCCGUGGGAGGUGACGGAGGAACGGGUGGAAAAGCAGCUUUACAACAGCCGUACGGUCGAGAUGACCGAGGGAUACCGCGGACCGGCGGACGGUAGCAUGCCGAACCAGAAACACUGCUGGCCAAGCGGUAGCGUUGACUCGGGCCAGUGGACCGAAACGGACGCACCGGAAAUAAAACACGCUGCGGAUCCUCAGUACACGAAGGCGGACGAGCUGCUGCUACACUACACCGAAGGUAACCUAAUAUCGGGUUCGCUGGACGGACUGCUGACACAUUUUACGCCCACCGUCUCGUACAUUCCGGACCGUUCGUUCAUCUUUACCUUCCUGCUUGCCGCACGACAGUUCCUGCGCCCGGACGAAAUACUGGAGAAGACGCUCCGGGCCGCGUUGGCGAACGGUGGCACAUCCAACCUGCCCCAUCUGCUCGCCGCCUGGAUGCAUGACUUUCCGUACGACUUUCGGGAUGAGCGUAUGAUGCGGUUGGUGCGCAGCUUCACGGAGCAGCAAUCGUCCAACGUUUCGUUGCCACAUGACCAACCGGACCGUGCCCGGUCAUCGAACCGUGGCUCGGUCCGCGAACGGAGCACGCUCUCCCGUGCGCUGCGACGUCUCGCGCACCAACUGGCCAAGCUGGAAAAAUACGAGCUGGAAAAGAGCAAUCUACAACAGCUAAAGUACGGUGCGGAUGAGUGGAAAACGGCCCCGUCACUCGUCGAGCUGGCGAGCGGUUCGCCCGUACUCAUGGCCAACACACUAACCGCCAUCGAGGCGGAAAGGUUUUCAUUCAUCGGGCUGGAAGAAUUUUUCCCCUCGCCGUGCAGCGGUACGUCCAGCGGUUCCGGGUCCAGCUACCGCGCUGGUACGACCGGCAGCAAUCUGCUUGCGUACGUCCAGUGGUACAACCGGUUGACGUACGUGGUCGCGACAGAUAUAUUGCGAUCGCCGCGCAAACGUCACCGUGCCCGGGCGGUCGAGUUUUGGAUUGAAACCGGCCGAGAAUGCUUUAAUCGGGGCAACUUCAAUAGCCUCAUGGCCAUCAUCGCUACCUUGACCGGUGGCCCAAUAGGACGGUUAAAGAAAACGUGGACGAAGGUUACAUCGUCGUCGUCGUCGCUGCUGUCCGGUAUGACGUCGUCGAGCAUGAUUUCCAGUGCCAGCGGGAUCGGUAACAGCUCCUCUACGUGCAGCAGUGCGGCUGGCGGUGGUCGCCAGCAACUUGCCAUCCUAGAGCAUCAGGCCGAUCCGACGAACAAUUUCGCGACGUACCGUGCGACGCUGCAGGCGGCGGCCUGGCGCAGCUGUCCCGUCAGCUCUAGAUCCUCCUCCACGUCCUCAUCCAGGUCGUCGCAGGAAAAUUCGUCCUGCUCGUCGGACGACGGGCAGGGUCCGACGAACGCGAAGAAAGGUUCCGCUGUCGCGGUGUUGCCGUUCUUCAGUCUGCUGCUAAAAGAUCUGCAUUUCUUAAACGAAACCAGUGGCAGUUCGAUCCUUCCGAAUGGACACAUAAAUUUCGACAAAUGGCGCCAGCUAGGUGAACGGUUAUCGGAGGUGCGCCGCUGGCAGCGACAAAGCAGCUAUCAGCGCCGUUGUCGGUUAGGCCGACGGCACAAAUCGGUCACGUCGGCCGAGGUGACAACGUUGCGUGAUGCCAUCGAGCGGGGCGCUGUAAUAGGCGACCGGGACACGAACGGUUCGCACGAUGCAUCGAAAGCGGGCCGUGACCAUACAGAUGGCGGUAACGAUGACGGUGAGCGCGGUGCGGCUGCACUAGCCAAAGUGAGCUACGAGCGGGAAGCACCGGAAGGUGCGGUAGAAAAAUCCCACUGGAAAUCAUUACAACAGUAUCAUGCUUAA
Molecule: messenger RNA, 2337 nt
Organism: Anopheles marshallii
Lineage: Eukaryota; Metazoa; Arthropoda; Insecta; Diptera; Culicidae
Product: ras-GEF domain-containing family member 1B-like
Exons: 4
Coding region: 1-2337 (778 amino acids)
Biological process (GO): positive regulation of GTPase activity; Ras protein signal transduction
Cellular component (GO): plasma membrane
Molecular function (GO): guanyl-nucleotide exchange factor activity
Source: RefSeq, a predicted model, not a curated record